Cicer arietinum (chickpea) is the source of this 1062-nucleotide messenger RNA. RefSeq lists its product as uncharacterized. NCBI's taxonomy places the organism in Eukaryota, Viridiplantae, Streptophyta, Magnoliopsida, Fabales, Fabaceae. The record is from RefSeq and is a predicted model, not a curated record.
GAAAAAGACACUUCUUCACUCAAAUUUCUCUCUCUCUCUCUCUCUCAUUCAAUAUUUAUACGACUCUUAAUUUCAUCUUAUAGUCAACAGAGUCCUCUCUUUUCAUUCUUCUCACACCACAAACACAAUACAACGUUGUUGUUUGUUGAUUCUUCCUUUGUUUUCUUGUUCUGUUCAAAAAUUAUAUGGCUUCAAUUUCACAAGGUCUUGUUUUAACCACCGCAACGGUUCUUUCAACCACCGUUCUUUACCUUAUUUUCUGUAAACAAAAAAAUUCAUCUCAAUUUCAAAUUAUCGAAACCCCCAAUUCUCUUCACUCUAAUAAACGGAUUCUUCGCUCUUGCUUAUGCUCAGAGGAAAAGAAGAGGGAAAAAAGGAGAAUAAAGAAGAAAGUGAAAUUUUCAGAAAAUGUGAUGUUGAAGGAAGAAGAAAAGGAAAUAAGAGAAGAACAGGGGAAGAAAAACAGAGUAUCAAUAAAAAAAUGCAGAAACGAAAUUCCUGAACCACGUGGAAUGCAAGAAAAUCGAAUUGCUUUGUAUAAUGGAAUUUUAAGGGAUCGAGUUCAUAGAAUGGGGUGUUGUCACUGAUGUGAAUAUCUCUUUUAAAAUUCAAACUCAUUAACUAAGCUUUGAGAGUUUUUUUAUCAUUGUCUUUGUUUUAGAAAUUAGAAUAAGGGAGAGAAAUUUUAGAGAAGUUGGCUCUGUUAUUUUUUAUUUUAUUUUAAUUUUAUUUAUUUAUUUUGUAAUUAAAUUUUUAGGAGGGUGAACAAUAUUUGAAGUCAUAAAUAGAAAAUUAUUGUGGUUUAUGGAAAGGGUAUUUAUGUGAAGAAGGGGUAGAAGUUGGAGAAAAAUCUUAUCUAUUCUUGUGGUUAUAAAUAGUUUAGCUUGAUUUGGUCCAACUCAUGGCUCUCAAUGAGUUCUAAAAAUAUCAGUCAAAGUCAAGUACCCUUUCUUAAAGGGGUGAAAAAAUAUAUAUUUUAAGUUUUGUUGUAAAGGUUUGACAAUGACAAGUAUUUUUUUUCGCAAUUUUAAGAGUGAAAAGUUUGAGUUUGUUCAUCCGAUA